AUGGCAGCUAGGAGACACAUCGCCGUGAUACCAUCCGAUGUUCGACACACCCCGGGUGAAGUACCCACAGAGCCCUUCGGCAUUGGCAACGAGGACUUCAAUGCUGGCCUGAAGGAAUCCAAGUACGGAUACCCUGUCCUAGAACUGUACGAGCUUGUCAAGCCUGUCACGUUGGCAGAGAUGAAAAGCAGCUGGGGCAUGGGCGGUGCACCGAUGGGCUGGCGCUACCUCAAGGCCGGCUUGUGGGAGGAUCGAUGGGGGACCGAAGAAAGGCGGGACGAGAAGGUGAAGAAGCUGUUCUGA
Molecule: messenger RNA, 303 nt
Organism: Chaetomium globosum CBS 148.51
Lineage: Eukaryota; Fungi; Ascomycota; Sordariomycetes; Sordariales; Chaetomiaceae
Exons: 2
Coding region: 1-303 (100 amino acids)
Source: RefSeq, a predicted model, not a curated record